Penicillium griseofulvum is the source of this 2865-nucleotide messenger RNA. Its product is annotated as crossover junction endodeoxyribonuclease. Gene Ontology annotation, molecular function: 5'-flap endonuclease activity; crossover junction DNA endonuclease activity. The record is from RefSeq and is a predicted model, not a curated record. The transcript has 3 exons. Bases 1 to 2865 code for a protein of 954 amino acids. Lineage: Eukaryota; Fungi; Ascomycota; Eurotiomycetes; Eurotiales; Aspergillaceae.
AUGAUCGCAUCGUCUUCGCUUCGAAAGGAGGAGCUCGGUGAUGUGCUGCUGGUGAACGAGGGGUUUCCCGAACGUUGCUGGGGCGUAUGUGGCGAGACCGGUCGUGCUAUUUGGCUAUUUCGCAGGCCAGAAGUUGCUGAUGUGCGUUUACUAGCACCCAUUGAGGUAUCACUCGCCAUUGUUAAGCUCGGGUGCCUGGCUCUCCUUUCUGAGAGCAACAAAAUUUCGCAGGUCGGCAUGGGUAUUCCUGGGCUCAUCAAUGCAAUUGGCCCAGGAGAGCGUAUCUCUCUGGCCAAACUGGCAGUGACGCACCUGGAGCGGACAGCAAGGCCGAUCCGCAUUGCAGUCGACAUUUCGAUCUGGCUUUUUCAAGUCCAAGCAGGGCGGGGCGGAAGAAACCCAGAAUUACGCACACUAUUUUAUCGGUUAUUAAAAUUACUUGCAUUGCCAGUUCACCCACUUUUCGUCUAUGACGGGCAAGACAAGCCUGCUUUUAAGAGGGGCAAAGCAGUCUCAACCCGCAGUUAUGGCAAUGCCCCGAUCAUCAAGCGCUCCAAGGACCUCAUCGAGCGAUUCAGAUUUCCAUGGCAUGAGGCACCCGGUGAGGCAGAAGCUGAAUGUGCCCGACUACAGCAAGCAGGCAUUGUAGACGCUGUCAUGAGCAACGAUGUCGACGCGCUGAUGUUCGGAUCAUCUUUUACCAUUAUGAAUUUUUCAAAAGAGAGCGGAAGUGGCAGCUCUUCUGCGACUCAUGUGACAUGCUACACAAUGGGGCAGGAUGGGCACUCAUCAAACAUACCUCUUGACCGACCGGGAAUGAUUCUGUUCGCUAUGCUCAGCGGAGGGGACUAUCUACCCUCCGGUGUCCCGAAAUGUGGCAGUAAGCUCGCUGCAGAGAUUGCCAAGGCUGGAUUCGGCGAGGAUCUUCUGCAAGAGCUUGCGUCACAAGCAGACGUGGAUGUAGGAUUGAACGAGUGGAGAGAACGACUCCAGUAUGAACUUGAGGAGAAUGAGAGUGGCUAUUUUACGAGAAAACACCCAGCCGUUCGAGUUCCAGCCUCUUUUCCGGACCGAAAAAUUCUCGAGUACUAUGCACAGCCCAAAGUUUCCAGCGAUGAAGAAAUGACUAUCCUGAGAAGUCGACUCGCACAGGCGUGGGAUAACGAUAUCGACCCGCUAGCAAUCCGAACAUUUGCUGCAGACCACUUUGAAUGGAACUAUCGAUCGGGAGCAAGAAAAUUGAUCAGACUGCUGGCCGAGCCUCUUGUCUCGUACAGACUUCGUCUCCAGAGACCAGUCCUGGGCGUAUCGCCUGGUUUUUCAUUUGUGCCCGAUUGCCCACCUAGUCUGCAAAAGGUGUAUCGAUGCCGGUCAAGCUUUGGCACCGAUGCAGUACCAGAACUCCAGCUAGAUAUGCUGCCCGCAGAUGUUGUUGGACUAGACCUUCUUGCCGAAGAACCAAACCCACCAGCCCCAUCCCAAAGUAGUGUACAGGAAGGCGAGGAAGAGGAAGACCAAGAAAUAGCCACUGGAUCGCCACCUCCGACACCAUCGAAGUCUCGGGUUACAAAACGAUUCGACCCAUUCUCCCUCGAAAAGGUGUGGGUAUUUGAGACUGUCGCAAAAUUGGGUAUUCCUGGAGUCGUGAAAAACUGGGAGAAAGAACAGGCCGAAAAAGCCGCGAAAGCCGAAGCAGCCGCGGCGAAGAAGAAUACCAGUAUUCGACGUACUGGUCCCAAGAAAAAGGGGCCUAUUGACGCUGGAAUGAAACGAGGCAGUAUCUUGAAAUAUGGAACUCUCACGAAGGAAAAGAGCGAAUUGUCAACAACCAAACAAGCGCACUUGUUGGAAGCUGCUACAUCAACCCACAAUCCUCUUCCCCGGCUCGUUGCCGGUUCUGAGUCUUCUUCACCAAUAACAUUGGACCUGGAAGAUGACCACUUCUCCUCUCCGAGCAUGUAUCUUCACCAAAGAUCCCCACUUACUAUGCACUACGACUCUCGGGAUGUCGAUGGCCUCCUGGAUACGUUCUCUUCCAUGUGUACCUUGUCUCCUUCUGUCAAUAUCAAGCGUCACCCCAUGUCGGAACGUACCCGUCUUAUAUCAAGGCGCACCGCUUUGGGGACUGGUCAUGUUGAUAUUGAAGAAUCGGACUCACUGGGCAUGAACGACGAUUAUUCUCCGCCUCAACCGGCACGGCACAUGGGUCUCAAAAUCAGCUACUCGGUCUCCGACGUUUGUGAACCUGAAACUUUCCUGGAGGACUUCCCAGCCAGAGCAUUGACAGCCUUGCCUUCUCCAUCCAGGAAGACUGUAGCUAAGUCAAAGAGAAUUCCCAAGGUUCAGUGCGAGGAAAAGGCCCAGGUUGAACACAUCGAAAAAGCUAUCGAGAUCCUGUCUCUAUCCUCGAAAAGCGACGAGGGCCAGCAUGGAAACACCGCAGCUCGCUCGUUGUGUCAAAUCUCAACAAAGAAGGCACCGCAAGCGCCAAAAAUUCGGACUCGUUCCUCUAAGGACGAAGAUCCCAAACCAGCCCGAUCUUGCAGUGAAGGAAACCCCAAGCCCGAAGUCCAUACAUUGCCUUUACACUCGAAGAAUUGCGAAAGCAAACAGACCAACGACGCAAAUAAGUCCCCCAAAAAGUCUUCAAAGGAAAAGACGAUUACAAUUUUGAAGCACAAGACCACGGGGCACUUGGAAAACGUCAUAUUGCACGACGGCUUUUGGUCGAUCGAUCAAUCCCCGCCUCAACAAGAUUCGUGCGAAGGCCCAACUGCUGAUGACCUGAGCACCGCGCGCAGACAAAAUCAGACUGCUAAGAAGAAAAGAAUCUCACGCGUCAGCAUUCUUGACCUCGUCGAUUAA